This is a messenger RNA of Mercurialis annua (annual mercury), 2297 nucleotides long. Its product is annotated as basic leucine zipper 61-like. Lineage: Eukaryota; Viridiplantae; Streptophyta; Magnoliopsida; Malpighiales; Euphorbiaceae. Gene Ontology annotation, molecular function: DNA-binding transcription factor activity; DNA binding. The record is from RefSeq and is a predicted model, not a curated record. Bases 663 to 1625 code for a protein of 320 amino acids. Gene Ontology annotation, cellular component: nucleus. Gene Ontology annotation, biological process: positive regulation of DNA-templated transcription. The transcript has 4 exons.
UUGAGACCCAACCUCCUCACAGCUGUACAUAGCUGUCCGAUCUCUUCCCAUGUGACCCCACUGCCACAUUUUUUAGAUAAUUUCAGAAAUUUUUUAGUUCAUAGAUUUAAUGGUGUCACCUUAUGAUAUAUUCUUUCACAUUACACAAAAAAUUUCACCCUCUUGGUGAUGAUUUUUAGUGUUCUUGAAACCAAGAACAAUACAUUGUGUCCAUAAUUGGAAGGUUUCUUGAUUUUCUUGGUUUUAGUUUCUUGAUUCUUGAAAUUACACUAUCAAGGUUUCUUGAUUUUCUUGAUUUCGCUUUCUUGAAUCAUUAUUGAUAACAGUCUCAAAUCUGGCCACGAUAUCGGGCUUGAUAGAUAUAUUGUUUGUUUUUGAGCUUCUAUUUAACUUUCUUGAAUCUUGAAACACUAGGGUUUCUUGAGUUUGUUUUCUAACUUUCUUGAAUCUUGAAAUAUAAGCUUUCUUGAAAUUGUAUUAUUUGUUUCUUGAGUUUCUUUGUUACUUUCUUGAAUCUUGAAACAUUGUUUUUUCUUGGGUUUUUUUUCCUUCAACUUUCUUGAAUUAUUAAGAUUGUUGAAGUUUUUCAUUAUUUGUGUCAUUUAGAGGUGUUAAAUUGGGAUUAUAAUUUUUAUAUAGAGAUAUUUUUGUAACACUACUAAAUGGCACAAUUACCACCAAAAAUUCCAAACAUGCAACCAACAUGGCCAGACUUUUCCCAUCUUCAAAAAUUGCCUUCUAUGGGAGCUAACAACAAUGCUGUUUCCACCGCGGCCGCCGCAGCCGCAGCCGCUCAGAACCCGUCAUGGGUAGAUGAAUUCCUCGACUUCUCGUCGGCCAGACGUGGAAAUCACCGGCGGUCAGUGAGCGACUCAAUUGCAUUUCUUGAAGCGCCAUUGAUAGAAGAAUGUCGUGCCACUGGUGCAGUACCUCACCACCACCACCACCACCAUAGCUCCGGCCAUAAUAGCAGCAGUGACUUUGAUAAAUUUGACGACGAACAAUUCAUGUCCAUGUUCACCGAUGAUAUAUCCAAUGCGGUAGCUGCACCAUCUUGCUCCAACCCUUCAACGCCGUCCGAUCACAACAGCAUUAAUGAUGAGAAAGAACCAACGCCCUCCGAUCAAAAACAGCAUAAUAAUGUACGAAAUGAGUCCGACGAGGUUCAAAGUCAAUGCGAAACGGAUUCACAAAAUCCAUCGAAUAAUAAUUCCGGUGAUCGGAUAUUUGAUCCGAAAAGGGUCAAAAGAAUCUUGGCAAAUAGGCAAUCUGCACAAAGGUCACGGGUGAGGAAAUUGCAAUACAUAUCCGAGCUAGAACGAAGUGUCACCUCAUUGCAAGCUGAAGUUUCAGUUCUGUCACCAAGAGUUGCUUUUCUAGACCAUCAACGACUACUUUUGAACGUGGAUAAUAGUGCUUUGAAGCAAAGAAUUGCUGCCCUAGCUCAAGAUAAGAUUUUCAAAGAUGCUCAUCAAGAAGCAUUGAAGAGGGAAAUAGAGAGAUUAAGACAAGUUUAUCAUCAACAAAAUCUCAAGAAAAUGGAAAAUACUACAUUAUCACCAUCUCCAUCAACUGACCCACAACAAGCUCCUACUGAAAAAGAACAACAACUUCUCCAAGUUUAAUAACUCUCAUUAAAUUUACAUUAAUUUCUAGUAAGUUUUUUUUUUCUUUUUUCAAGCAUGGUAAAAAAAUAAAAAAAAUUAACCACUAAAAAAUUGACAUAAUCUAUAUGUCAAAAGAAAAAAAAAUCAUGCUUGAAAAUGAAAAAAUAAAUAAAAUUGACUGGAAAUUAAUGAAGGAGUAAUUAACAUUGAUUUUAUAAUUGAUAUACUAAUUAUAAAAUUAAAUAGUGCUCUCUGCUGUUAAAUCUGUACAUUCACGUGAUGUGUUCACAUCUGAUUGGGGGACCACUCAGCCUUACAUGAUUGGAGUUGCAGAGAAGAACAUGUUCAUGCAGCUGUGAUUUAAAUUGAAAAAAUUAAAAUUCAAGAGGAUGAAGAAGGGUGUGGGGUGGCUGAUUUCUAAUUUUUAUUUUAUUUUUUUGUUUAUUUUAGUCUGAUUUAUUCUUUUUAUAAAUCAGGAGGUUUAGUGGGUAUAUUGUCAGUUAAGCUGCAUGGGAUUUUUUUUAGAUGUAUGUCAGAUUAUUGUGCUUUUUUUCAGUGUUGUAAUGAUUUUCUUUUAUUUGUCAAAUUAUUUCCAAGAUAAAAAGGAGAAAAAGAAAAUGUAUAUAUAUCCAGUUUUAAUUGUAUAUAAAGAAAAUUUAUGGGAAUUAAUUUGGUUUUGUGUUUGAUUAA